Messenger RNA from Glycine soja, 1825 nucleotides. RefSeq lists its product as uncharacterized. The transcript is spliced from 4 exons. The record is from RefSeq and is a predicted model, not a curated record. Lineage: Eukaryota; Viridiplantae; Streptophyta; Magnoliopsida; Fabales; Fabaceae. Bases 892 to 1590 code for a protein of 232 amino acids.
AAUUUGACGAAUAAAAGUAAAUGUUCUUCAUGAUUUCAGAUCAUGGUUAGAACACGAGGUCUGCGUCGUGUGGUAGGCACAGGUAGAGGCAGAGACCUUAGUCAGGAUGUGGCUGAGGAUGUUCCUUGCCGUCGUAGGCCCACUGCCUCAGCACGUAGGCAACGGGUUACCCAGAGAGUCGAGGAUGUUCCUCAGUUGGCUGAGGAUGUGCCUCAUGCGCCUGAUGGUAGCCCAGAGAGGACAGGAGUCGCCGAUGGUGCUGAGUCUGAUCGAGUGGCUAGUGAUGGAACAACUGCUGAUGAUGAGGGGUUCCCCAGUGGGCCACGCGAUCCAUCUGAUUUGAUAGGAUUUGCUGAUCAUGUGGCACACAACAUAUGGAGUGGACAGGAGCGACCCGAUCUCAAGUUUGUCUCCCAUGGUAGGAAAGUAGAUAAAUUUGGGAGACCGGCUGCUGAGAUCGAAGGUAUGAUUGCGACCACCGGAUUGGAUCCAUUGAUCAGGUGUUCUAUGAUUACUGGCGCGCUGCAUUCAUUCGAGCCGCUGGCUACAUCUGACGCAGUGGCCCUGUUGAUGGAACUACUUGAGGUCACCCCAGACGAGGCUCCAGCUGAGACACGUCAGGCAGGUGGGCCUCAUGUUCAGUUGUCCUGGCUUUGGGACAUGUACCAGAGUAGGUGCUGAGCCAGGCAGUGGGUUGCUGCAGCUCGGGUGUACCUACUUCAUUUGGUUGGUUGCACUCUUUUCGCUAACAAGAGUGCAACCCAUGUCCAUGUUGUGCACCUGCAGGCAUUCAGAGACCUGGCACAGGCAGGGACAUUCUAUUGGGGAGCGGCCGCUUUGGUCCACUUGUACGAUCAGCUUAACGAGACGUCGCGGGCCCCUACACGGCAGAUGGCUGGUUACAUUUCACUACUUCAGUGCUGGAUUUACGAGCACUUUCCAUCAGUCCACAGGUCUGUUGUUGACGAUGGUUAUGCUGAGGCUAGCCCACGUGCCUGUAGGUGGCUUACAUGUAAGGCCCAUAUGACCGGGAUUAAGGGAGCCCCUUAUAGAGCACGUAUUGAUGCCCUGACAGUCACUGACGUCUGUUGGAUGCCGUAUGCUGAGCAUUGGGGAGUUCGGGGCUAUGACUUGAUCUCCUCGUACAUGGGGCAAGUCAGAUGGGGUCCGAUCAUCGUCUACCUUCGACCAGAGAGGGUGAUUCGGCAGAUGGGGUACAUUCCGACCGUUCCUCCACCAUCGGUUCGUGAUUCGUUGACAUGUACUGAUAUAGACGACCGGUGGGUACAGUUUUCAGAUCAUGUAGCGCCUACAGGGGAGCUCUGUGUAGUUCCUGGGCAGGUGGCCCCAGACUACAUGGAGUGGUUUUUUCAGAUUUCGCACCCCUUUGUGACGUCGACGGAGGACACUGUUGAGCUGAGACCUACGCCUCCCCCUCCCACUCAUGAUGAUGACUUCGUGGAGCCACCUAUCGCCGAGGUUCCAGUCGCGUUAGAUCCCCCUACGCAUUCUGUGUUGAUUGCACAACACGUGUCAGGAUGGGAAGGAUUGUUGAGCAUUUGGAGCGCGUCAUCAACCUCAGGAUGGUGACUCCAGGGACUGACUUAUAUGAUAUCAUGGAUCUUUGCCUGAGGAUAGCUAGAGAUGACGACCCAGAUGAUAGUCUUAGGUCGCGACAGAGAGCCCGCAUAGAUUAGGAUUUAUCUUUUUCAUUGUAUUUGUUUAUGUAUUUAAAUUUUAGUAUUUGUUUUUGUAUUUGUUAAAACACAUUGACUUAGAUAAUGUCUCUAUUUCUUUAUGUAUUUAAAUUAUGUUUUUACUUGAA